Nymphalis io (European peacock) is the source of this 3028-nucleotide messenger RNA. RefSeq names its product transcriptional enhancer factor TEF-1 (gene scalloped). The record is from RefSeq and is a predicted model, not a curated record. Gene Ontology annotation, cellular component: transcription regulator complex. Gene Ontology annotation, biological process: embryonic organ development; regulation of transcription by RNA polymerase II; hippo signaling. Gene Ontology annotation, molecular function: DNA-binding transcription factor activity, RNA polymerase II-specific; RNA polymerase II cis-regulatory region sequence-specific DNA binding. Bases 277 to 1617 code for a protein of 446 amino acids. The transcript has 12 exons. NCBI's taxonomy places the organism in Eukaryota, Metazoa, Arthropoda, Insecta, Lepidoptera, Nymphalidae.
GCGGUAUGGUAUCGUUCGCCCGUGAUACACUUCAGUCGCGUUGGUGGCUGUAUGCGAUUUGACGUAUUCCGCGCGCGGGGAUGACACUUGUCAGCUUAAUUUAUGAAAUGUCAAACGUUUUACAUGUAAUGCGCGAGUGAACGGUAAACAAAUUAAAGAGUGUAAUUAAUAUUUAUGCAGUGUUUUUUUUAAGAGUGAAAUGGACUGUUAUUACUCGAAGUUUUAUCCAAGGCGUAAGUGACAAAUGGAAAAUUUACUGCGGUGAUCGUUUCACUCAUGAUGCAUCCAGCGGGGUACUACGCGAAUCUCGCGAGCGGCGCGCUCGCAGCCGGCACCAUUGCGUCUCCGUGGAGCACGGCGGCCGGCGCGCCCGACACCAACGGAUCGGGCGGCGCUGACGCCAAGCACCUCGAUGUCGGCGAAGCCAGUGAUGACGAAAAGGAUUUAUCGGCGGCGGACGCGGAGGGAGUCUGGUCUCCUGACAUUGAACAGAGCUUCCAGGAGGCCCUUGCGAUAUACCCUCCGUGCGGCAGGCGAAAGAUCAUCCUCUCCGAUGAGGGCAAGAUGUACGGACGAAAUGAACUUAUAGCAAGAUACAUAAAACUUAGGACGGGGAAGACGCGCACAAGGAAACAAGUAUCAUCACACAUACAGGUGCUAGCUAGGCGGAAACUCCGCGAAAUUCAGGCCAAACUCAAAGUGGACGGUGGUGUGAUGAAAGAAAAGGCGAUGCAGUCUAUGAGCACGCUGUCUAGCGCACAGAUAGUGGCGGGAUUGCCGCACCCGGCGUACCAUCACACGCAAUUUUGGCAGCCAGGCUUACAAGCGGGAACAUCACAAGACGUGAAGCCGUUCCCCAGCGCGGGCUACAAGGGCGUCCCCGGCGUGGGCGGCGUGGGCGUGGCGGGCGGCGCGGACGUGGCGCCGCCGCCGCCGUGGGAGGGCCGCGCCAUCGCCACGCACAAGCUGCGCCUCGUGGAGUUCUCGGCCUUCGUGGAGCACCCGCGGGACCCCGACACGUACCCGCCCAGCGCGUCCCCGGCGCAGCACCUGUUCGUGCACAUCGGCGGCUCCGUCACCUACGCGGACCCGCUGCUGGAGUCAGUCGAUGUGCAGCAGAUAAACGACAAAUUCCCGGAGAAGAAAGGCGGUCUAAAGGAACUCUAUGAGAAGGGACCUCGAAACGCGUUCUUCUUAGUUAAAUUUUGGGCAGACCUUAAUACAAAUAACUUGGAUGACCCGGGGGCCUUCUAUGGGGUUACGAGUGUUUACGAGAGCAACGAGAACAUGACAAUAACGUGCAGCACGAAGGUGUGCUCGUUCGGGAAGCAGGUGGUGGAGAAGGUGGAGACGGAAUACGCUCGCUUUGAGGGGGGGCGCUUUGUGUACCGCAUACAGAGGUCGCCCAUGUGCGAGUACAUGGUCAACUUCAUACACAAGUUGAAGCAUCUCCCGGAGAAGUACAUGAUGAACAGCGUGCUGGAGAACUUCACCAUCUUACAGGUGGUGUCGAACAGAGAUACUCAGGAGACGCUACUGUGCGCCGCCUUCGUGUUCGAGGUGUCCAACAGCGAGCACGGCGCGCAGCACCACAUCUACCGCCUCGUCAAAGACUGAACGCCCCCCCACUCCCCCCUCGCCCGCGGGGGGGCUGCAGUAACCCACUAGUAAAGCUUACGAGAACUACAUGACCCGAUGUGCAGAAUUAGUUUGAUCCGUUUUAAAUUUAUUUUUAAAAAGUACAUUAUCAUCUGACAUCAUAUCCGACUAAACAUAUAGUGUGUUAUGUGUUUUUAUUUCUGAAAAAACUAAAAUUUUCGAGCUGAUUUUUAAUCUAUUGAUACUUUCUAGAUUAUUCUACAUUUGAUGUACAAAUAGUUCUGUGUGUCGGGUCGUGUGAGGUAGUCGGUAUUCGAUAGUAUCCCGAGUGGUGGACCCGGUGUACGAAGCGUCAGUGGUGACUCGUGCGACGCAGGUCUUUGCAAUAUGAGAAGUGUCAAUAUGAACGGACAAACGGACAAUGUUAUUGAGUUAAAAAAAUCGUUAUACAUAUUAUAGUGAUGCGAAUCAGCAAAAAUGUGAUCUGAAAAUUACGCUACAAGUAUUUUUGUAAAUGAAAAUUUAUGUAUAGCUCAAUUUUUAAUAUCUAUCAUAGAGUUAUAAUACUUUAUACUUUAUACCCGGUAUCGAAGGGAGAUUAUCGUUUUAAAUUUUAACUCUAUAUAUAUAUAUAUAUAUAUAUUUUUAAGGUUUUCGGUUGUAAAAUGUUUUUUCGUCCAACACUUUCACAGAAUAUCAUUAUCUAUUACCUGAACGCGUGUAAAAAAUAACGUUUUAAGAAAAAAAAUAUAGAUUUGAAUACACACAGUGCCUCUAUAAUUAUGUUACAUUAACAUAAAUGAGCGUAUUUGGUUCUUUCAUUGUGACAUUGAAUCUAAAUGUAUUAAGGAUCGGACACACCUCCGUGAUAGUGUUGACCGAAUGUGCGAACCAAUCAUAACAUGUAAUACUGCUAUUCAAUGGCAGUUAUGCGUUUUGAAGGACACUUUUGGUGGGUAACAUUAAUACUACGUAAUUACUGGCACAAAACAUAUUCGAUCCCGUACUUAGACAUUGAAAGUAUUACUGAACCGAAUCAAAGUUUCAAGGACUAAAUCAAAAUGUAUAAAAUACUUUAUUCAACAUAAAAACAUUACACUCUAUUUUUUUUUUUUUUUUUUUCAGCCUUUUGCCGUCCACUGCUGGACGAAAGCCUCCCCCAUAGAACGCCAACCAUCCCGAUCUUGGGCAGUCCGCAUCCAUCCCGAACCUGCCACCUUUUUUAAAUCGUCGGCCCAUCUUGUCACAGGGCGUCCUACACUACGUUUGCCUAAGCGUGGUCUCCACUCCAACACGUGUCGGCUCCAUCGGCCAUCAAUGCGCCUGGAGACAUGACCAGCCCACUUCCACUUCAGCGAGCUAAUUCUAAGCGCGAUGUCGGUGACUUUAGUUCUCUGGCGAAUGUCCUCAUUUCGGAUUCUAUCUGCCA